UGUUCAUAUUACAGUUUCUUGUAGAUAUUCUGAAUUUUGACUUGCUUCACUUCACCUCAACCUCUUCCUUGAGUAAAAAUGGAAAUUGCAUAAAGGGCAGUGUUUUUCUUGAGACGCUUUCUUUAUAUUAAAGUCGUAUAUUUUAAUGCAUGCUGUCGAGCUUUUGUUACUUUGUGACAAAUGGAGGGUCCUUAGUUCUGUUUCUCUUUCUUCUCUCUGUGCUUUCAACCAAGUUCUCAAAUCACUCUUCUUCUUCACCCUUCUGAUCUGCUAAUUCUCAAGGUAUUCAAAAUUGGGUGGUUUUCGAUUGAACUGUGAUGUCCAAGCCACUGCUAGGCAUAGCGGAAGAGGAAGGUCAAAGCAAUGUCACUUUGUUGGUUUCUUCCUCAGCCACCAUGGAAAGUGUGUGCCUGAAUAGCUCAAAACUGAAAGAGCGCAACUACAUGGGGUUAUCUGAUUGUUCAUCUGUGGACAGCUCCGCGCCGUCCUUCUCAGAUGAGACUAAGAGCAAUCUGAACCUCAAGGCUACUGAGCUCAGACUGGGGCUUCCGGGGUCGCAAUCUCCCGAACGAGAUUCAGAUCUUUGCUUGAGAAGUUCGAUUCAGUUUGAUGAAAAGCCACUGUUUCCUUUGCAUCCUGCAACUGAUGAACACCAUUCCUCAUCAAAGCCUGCUGUUUUGGGAAACAAAAGAGGGUUCUCAGAUGUCAUGAGUGGAUUCGCCGAGGAGAAAUUGCUUGUUAGUUCCGAGGUCAACACAAUAUUGCCACCAAGGCCUUCUUCUAAUGUGGGGUUGAAACCAAGCUCUAUGCUUGAGAACGUCGGGGCUCAGCAGCAAGCCAAAGAACUCGCAACAGUGAAGGUUGGUCACGAGAGGUCUCAUGCUGUCAACGAAAGCAGACCAAAUCUUAAUGAUUCUACUAAUAACAAUAGCAGUGCACCAGCUACCAAGGCACAGGUUGUUGGUUGGCCUCCUAUAAGGUCAUUUAGGAAGAAUUCAUUGGUCACUACUUCAAAGAAUGUUGAAGAAGUAGAUGGAAAAGUGGGGCCUGGUGCACUGUUUGUAAAGGUCAGUAUGGAUGGUGCACCUUACUUAAGAAAAGUAGACUUGAAGAAUUACAAUGCGUAUGCCGACCUAUCUUCUGCGCUGGAGAAUAUGUUCAGUUGUUUUACCAUAGGUUCUUGUGGAUCUCAUGGAAAUCUGGGAGGGGAGGUGCUGAAUGAAACCAAGCUGAAGGAUCUGCUUCAUGGAUCAGAAUAUGUUCUUACUUACGAGGAUAAAGAUGGAGACUGGAUGCUAGUGGGUGAUGUUCCCUGGGAGAUGUUUACUGAGACGUGCAAGAGGCUAAGGAUUAUGAAGAGCUCUGAAGCCAUUGGUCUAGCACCAAGAGCUGUUGAAAAAAGUAAGAGCAGGAACUAGGCAGAAUUAAGCAUCUCAUCACACCCUUCUAUCCAUCUAACUGCUUGUGGGGUUAAAAUGUUUUCUUGGCUGUGUGAGGGAGCAACACAAGGCCAUAAUGGCUUGGAAGCACAACUUAAGGCAUGUUUGGACUGGAUAGAAUUUGGUACUAAAGCUGCCUUGUUGAUCAUGAUAUUAUUUACUAUCGGUGUGUUCUGUUGUCAUGAUGUUUAUAUUCAGUAAGCUUUUUUCAUGAUUGUCACAACUUAUAAAACCCCAAAAACCUGUCUGUGGGAGGUUCUUAUAUUUUUUAUGUGCUCUCAUGUUCCUGUUGUGGUGAAGGAUUUGUAGUUUGUAAAUUGGAUCAUCUCUUCUAUGUUUGCAACUUGGUGUGAUAAAAAACAAGAAGUUAUUAUAUAUGUAAUGCACCUUCUACUGUUUCUCUUUUGUCAAA
Molecule: messenger RNA, 1851 nt
Organism: Glycine soja
Lineage: Eukaryota; Viridiplantae; Streptophyta; Magnoliopsida; Fabales; Fabaceae
Product: auxin-responsive protein IAA9-like
Exons: 7
Coding region: 318-1418 (366 amino acids)
Biological process (GO): regulation of DNA-templated transcription
Cellular component (GO): nucleus
Molecular function (GO): protein binding
Source: RefSeq, a predicted model, not a curated record